AUGGACGACGUGAUUACGCUUAUUUUGGUUCAUGGAGGUGCUAUGGACAUGUCUGGUGUGGUUCCGCAGUAUGUUGGUGGUGUGGAAGACGUCAUCGACAUUCAUCGUGAUGUCGUGUCUUACUUUGAGAUUACGAAGACCCUUAUUGAAGAUUUGUCCUAUCUAUCGGUUGAAAGGGUUUGGUACUUGACCCCGGGGGAAGACAUGGCUACUGGAUUGCACGAAGUUCACUCUGAUGUGGAAGUCAUGACCUUACUUACAGAUGCCGAGAAAGGAGAUUUGAGGGUCUACUUCGAGGCAACUAAAGACAUUGGUGAGUUUGGCUAUAUGGGUGACAACUAUGGUCAUGAUCCUCAAGGAUCGGAAGAGGAUGGUGAGCAGUCGGCUGUGCCUGAGAUUCUGCGAGUGGAGGAGAGUGAUGAUGCUCAAACAUCUGACGAGGAGUACCACGAAAUUAUGAAGACAGUUCGACAACGGAGGCAGCAUUUUAGAGCACAGUAUGUGGAAUCGGGGGACGAGGUUGAUCAGGUGUUGCGUGAGGAUGAUGGUCAGAGUUUGGCUGGUGACAAUGAUGAGGUAGAUGGUGAAGUUGCAGCAGAUGAUGAAGUUGCAGCAAAUGCUGAAGUUGCAGAUGAUGAAGGGGUAACAAAUGCUGAAGUUGCACAUGAUGAAGGGGUAGCAAAUGCUGAAGUUGCACAUGAUGAAGGGGUAGCAGAUGAUGAAGGUGGUGAUGCAAAUGAUGAAUGCUCGAUGGAAACUGAGUACAGGGCAUCUGAGGAAUCUGCUCAUGUUCGAGGUGAUAUUGGUGAAGAGGUUAACUCAUUUAUUUUUGACAAGAGCUUGUUCUAUGAUCCGAAGUGUGAUCAUAGAACAUUGAAUUUCAAGCCUCGUAUGCGUUUCACUAGUCCUGGGCAGUUUAAAGAAGCUGUAAUCAGCAAUGCGAUUUAUAAUGGAGCAGACAUUAGAUGGGCAAGGAGUAGUGGAGUGAGAAAGGAAGCUGUAUGUGCAAAUAGGAAAGAAUAUCAGUGUGGUUGGAGGGUGUAUGCGAGUUGGUGGCGCAAAAACGAAUGCUUUAUGGUGAAAGGAGUUGGUGAAGCUCAUAGCUGCCCCCGGUCUCUUCGGAUCCGUGCAGCUGGUUACAAGUGGAUGGCCAAAGAAUAUCUGGAAACAUUUAGGGUCAAUCAAGCGUGGGAUGUUGGGCUAAUAGCAAACGAGGUGAAGCGCAAGUUCAACCUGAUUGUAUCAACUGCUACUUGCUACCGAGCCAGGUUGGAAGCUCGUCGGCUGCUGUAUGGGUCUCUUGAAGAAGACUUUCACCAAAUUAGGGACUACAUAGGCCAUCUUAUAAAAGUGGACCCUCAAGGCAAAUUCCUUUUGGAAGUGGAUAUUGAGCCUGGUGAAGACAAGGUCUUUUUCAAAAGACUCUACGUUGGCUUUUCGAGUUUGUGUAAAGGGUUCAUAGCGGAAUGUCGACCUUUCUUUUGCCUCGACGGCUGUUUCCUAAAAGGAGAGGUGCAAGGCAUGCUACUGUCGGCUGUUGGGAAGGACGGGAACAACCACAUGUUCCCAAUCGCUUGGGCGGUUGUGGAAUCAGAAAACAAAAGUUCGUGGAUAUGGUUUGUAAGCGCAUUGCAAGAGCAGCUUGGGACACUCGAUGGAAAGGGCUUCACAAUUGUGUCAGACCAACAGAAGGUAUUUUACUUUUGCUGGUGA
This is a messenger RNA of Linum tenue, 1713 nucleotides long. Lineage: Eukaryota; Viridiplantae; Streptophyta; Magnoliopsida; Malpighiales; Linaceae. The record is from the annotation of a GenBank genome assembly.